Messenger RNA from Conger conger (European conger), 1883 nucleotides. RefSeq names its product enolase 1a, (alpha) (gene eno1a). Gene Ontology annotation, cellular component: phosphopyruvate hydratase complex. Gene Ontology annotation, biological process: glycolytic process. The transcript is spliced from 12 exons. Gene Ontology annotation, molecular function: magnesium ion binding; phosphopyruvate hydratase activity. Bases 162 to 1466 code for a protein of 434 amino acids. The record is from RefSeq and is a predicted model, not a curated record. NCBI's taxonomy places the organism in Eukaryota, Metazoa, Chordata, Actinopteri, Anguilliformes, Congridae.
UGUACAGAACCAAUCAGGUUGGUCGGAAGGCGUGCUCCGUUGACUUCACUGAUUUUUUUGCACUACAACGGCCGCUCCUGUUCUGUCAGUCUGUUCUAGUUGAGGACGGUUCUGCCCUUCCGCUCUCCUUCACCUUGCGCAGUUAGAUAAGGUCCAGCACCAUGUCCAUCCUGAAGAUUCAUGCCCGUGAGAUCUUUGACUCCCGUGGGAAUCCCACAGUGGAGGUAGACCUCUACACCAAGAAAGGUCUGUUCAGAGCGGCUGUGCCCAGCGGUGCCUCCACUGGCAUCUACGAGGCCCUGGAGCUCCGGGACAAUGACAAGACCCGCUACCUGGGCAAAGGUGUCUCAAAAGCUGUUGAGAAUAUCAAUAAAAUAAUUGCACCUGCACUGGUUAGCAAGGAAGUGUCUGUCCUGGAGCAGGAGAAGAUUGAUAAACUGAUGCUGGAUAUGGAUGGCACAGAAAACAAGGCCAAGUUUGGUGCGAACGCCAUCCUGGGUGUGUCCCUGGCUGUGUGCAAGGCAGGAGCCGCGGAGAAGGGCGUCCCCCUGUACCGCCACAUCGCUGACCUGGCUGGAAACCCCGAAGUCAUCCUCCCAGUCCCUGCAUUCAACGUCAUCAACGGUGGAUCCCACGCCGGCAACAAGCUGGCCAUGCAGGAGUUCAUGAUCCUCCCCGUGGGAGCCAGCAGCUUCAAGGAGGCCAUGCGCAUCGGCGCCGAGGUCUACCACAACCUGAAGAACGUCAUCAAGGAGAAGUACGGCAAGGACGCCACCAACGUGGGUGAUGAGGGAGGCUUCGCCCCCAACAUCCUGGAGAACAAGGAAGCUCUGGAGUUGCUGAAGAACGCCAUCGCCAAGGCCGGCUACACGGAGCAGAUCAUCAUCGGCAUGGACGUGGCCGCCUCCGAGUUCUACAAGGACGGGAAGUACGACCUGGACUUCAAGUCCCCCGACGACCCCAGCCGCUACAUCACCCCCAACCAGCUGGGCGACAUCUACAAGGGCUUCGUCAAGGACUACCCAGUGGCGUCCAUCGAGGAUCCGUUUGACCAGGAUGACUGGGAGGCCUGGACCAACUUAACCGGCAGCACAGACAUCCAGAUUGUGGGUGACGAUCUGACAGUGACCAACCCCAAGCGCAUUGAGAAGGCCGUGAACGUGAAGGCCUGCAACUGCCUGCUCCUGAAGGUCAACCAGAUCGGCUCAGUCACCGAGUCUCUGAACGCCUGCAAGUUGGCGCAGUCCAGUGGCUGGGGGGUGAUGGUGAGCCACCGUUCCGGGGAGACAGAGGACACCUUCAUCGCUGACCUGGUGGUGGGACUCUGCACUGGCCAGAUUAAGACUGGGGCACCCUGCCGUUCAGAGCGCCUGGCCAAGUACAAUCAGAUUCUCAGGAUUGAAGAGGAGCUGGGAGCCAAGGCUCGCUUUGCAGGCAAAGACUUCAGGAACCCCAUGAAGAAAUGAGAUUCACAUCCCAGGGUUAGCUUCAUCAUGCAUACACUCCCGCACCCCCAACCCAAGAUAGGUCACUUGUAUUUCAGGCGGAAGGGCAGGUGGAAUCGGGCGCAUUGAAAUCCAAGGUCCAAGUCUGUAGGCUGUUGCAAUGAAACUUCCCCAAUGUCGGUACUUCUGCCCCCUAGGUGUCGGCUUCUGAAUAGCACUGGUCCAGUAAGUUGUAUUUUUUUUGUUUUCUUUUGUUUUGUGACACUGGCUUUGUUUUUCUUUGUUUUGCUAGUGAGUUUUUUGUGAUUUCUGUUGUCUUAAUUCUAUCUUUAGUAAAGAGAAAACAAAACCAUGUGCAAUGCGUCACAUUGAGGAGAUGUAGUGUUGCUGUAUGCGUGGCAGAAGACUAAAUAAACCUUCCUCUGAAACAGACACGAA